ACUCGUCGAACCCUGUGUGUUUUUUCAACGGGACGUAUGAAAAGCUCUACUAAAAGGAGCCGAGAUCACCAGAGGCGACGCCUCUGAUGACAAAUAAGCUCAAAAGAUGGACUAAUUAAAGUUGAUGGCAGGCAUGAGUAGGCAGACCUCCCAACUCGUACUCCCCAUUCCAUCAUCAUCCAGUCUCGUCGUCGAGGAUCUCCAUGCAAAAUUACAUCACACCGGCGUAGGGCACACCCUCAGCGUUUGUCAAAGGAAUUUUAUAUACCUAUUUUAUAAUAGAUGGUGACGAAAAACCUUCGAAGUUCUGUGCCAAUGCAUCAAAUGUAGAAUUUGGCCUUCGAUGCCACAGCCAUCUCGGAUUACCAAUUUAUCAACGUCUCAAGGGUUUUGUUCGCAUUUUCACCAACAUAGAACUUGACUGUUUUGUACCGUUUCGCGUUGACAUCAGAAUAGGAACAACAAAGAGAUACCGUUAUUCUAUUAUGGCUCUUCGACGAUUCAUCUUUUUUCAUAUAUUUCAGAAGAUCAUUUACUGAUAAAGGCACAAACAUAGUUGCUAGUGAAAAGAAGCUCAUUCUAGGCAUUAUAGACCAAAAUUCUGCUUACACCAUUGGAGAAGUGGUUUAUCUUGGCAUUUUUAGUCCACUCUUUUUCUGAUUUGUCUAGCUAACAUUUGCCAGUUAUUUGUGUGUGUGUGUUUAACGUGAUAGUGAAUUUGUUGUGCAUCGUCUCGAGUCUCUUUGAGCGUCGUUCUUUGCUUGUGUCAGUGUCUUUGUCGUUGUUUAGUUUCGAUGGGCAGUGUGGUGAUGUCCGCCAUUAAGUGUCUCUCACGCGAUUUUCUGGUUGCCGCCGGCAUGUCCUGCGGUAAUGUUCGUCUUCCCUGGCCUGUCUACAGUUUCCUGAACGCUUGCGGUCUAUUUCGGCGCACGCAUGCGCGCACGAGACGUGGUGGCCGUGGCGGUGGCGCUACUAGACUGAUAGUGCGACAACGCUCUCUGCUAGGUCUUGUCAAUGCGCGCUCUCUUCUGAACAAGUGUGAACUGAUUUCUAAUCACUUAAUUGAUGCCCGUCUUGAUCUGCUGGCAGUGACUGAAACCUGGCUUAACAGCGACAUUGGUGACUCUACUAUAAAAGCGGCAUGUCCGGAUGGCUACACCGCUGUUCAGCUCCCUCGUCUGAAUCGAAAGGGUGGUGGUCUGGCUCUGAUCCAUAAAUCCUCUAUUGAGGCUAAACGACUUCCUGUGACCAUUCAUGAGGCCUAUGAGUGCAUGGAUUUGUUGCUUUGUUUUCGGUCGCAACGUGUUAGACUAUUGAUCAUCUAUAGACCGCCUUCCUCUCUACCUUCUCGUUUCUUUGAUGAAUUUUCUUUGACUAUGGAAGCUGUCUGCUCUACUCGUGAUAAGCUAGUCGUCGUUGGGGAUUUCAACUUUCAUGUUGAUCUGGUGGAAAACUCGGUGGCACAGUCAUUUCUCGGUCUCAUGGAGGCGUUUGGUCUUACGCAGUGUGUUGCUUCUCCCACCCAUAUCAAGGGUCAUACACUUGAUUUGGUAUUUACUCGGGAUGUAGACAAUUUUGUCUCACAUACAUGUGUUAGCUCCCUCAUAAGUGAUCACUAUGCUGUUCAAUGUUGUCUGGCCGUGCGCACACCUAGGUGGCCUAUCGGCCGUACGCUCUUUCGAUCGUUUAAGUCAAUUGAUAGUGAUCUCUUUGUUGCGGACCUGAUUGGUCUGGACUUGUUCACUGAUCCGGCUACUACUAUCGAUGGUCUCAUUGAUCAGUAUAACGUGGGUGUUAGUCAAGUGAUUGACAAGCACGCCCCAUUGAAAGAGAAACUGAUGGUCCUUCGCCCCGCUAAUCCCUGGAUGAGCGAUGAUGUGCGAGUUCUGAGGAGAGAGCUUCGGAAAAGAGAACGAAUAUGGAGGAUGAGGAGGCUAUACGUCGACUUUCAGACCUACCGGGAGACACAGAUGAAGUAUUCUCGUCGACUUAAGGCAGCGAAGAAGUUAUUCUACAGCAACAAAAUUUUGGAGUGUGGCAGUGACGCUAGGGCUCUCUAUCGUCUUGUCAACAACCUGAUGGGUAAAUCUGAUGUGCCCACAUUACCGAAACAAAAGCUUACUGAUCGGAGUGUUGCGGAGGAGUUCAGUGUCUAUUUCUCCACCAAGAUAGCGGAUAUCCGCUCAUCCCUUGACUCUUUGGCCAAAUCUAGGAAUUCUGACAGUGCCGUUGAAGAGGAGUCCUUCCUUUCGCUCUAUGGCGAAAGUUGUUGUUUGGAUAGGCUAUUGCCGGUAACAGCUGAGUUUGUGAUAAAUCUCAUUCUGUCUUCACCUGCAAAGUCCUGCUGCCUAGACCCACUUCCUACUCCUUUGCUAAAGAAGUUUCAUGCUGUCAUCACGCCUCUUCUUAAGAAACCGUCACUGGAUCCCCAAGAUAUGGCCAGCUACCGCCCGGUGUCUGGCCUUUCAUUCCUCUCGAAGCUUAUUGAACGUGUAGUUCUUUUUCGCCUCUCAUCGCAUGUCGCGGAAUUCAAUCUGCUGUCUCCUAGUCAAUCUGCGUAUCGGAUGAACUACUCGACUGAGACUUCCCUGCUUUCCAUCCAGAACGACCUACUCGUCGCUGCGGAUGCUGGUUUGGGUAGUGCGCUCCUCCUCUUGGAUCUCAGCGCCGCAUUCGACACGGUUGACCACCGUAUUCUGAUUGAGAGGAUGGCUACAGCUUUCGGUGUCUCUGGAUCUGCCUUAAACUGGUUCCGGUCCUACCUCUUUGGCAGAACCCAAUCGGUGAAGGCGCUUGGAGUUACAUCAUUCCCGGUACCUCUUCCGUUUGGCGUUCCGCAAGGAUCUGUUCUGGGUCCAUGUCUUUUUAACAUCUACACCAGUCCGGUUCCCGCCAUUGCUGCUGUCCACGGGGUUAAACUCAAGCAGUUUUCUGACGACACCCAAGGGUACGUCCACUUCCACCUUGAUUCUCAUCAUCAGACUAUGGCUCUUGGAUCUCUCUCCGCCUGUUCUGCGGAUAUCGAGGACUGGUUUACCGCCAAUCGGGUGAAGCUUAACUUCGGAAAGAGUCUGCUACUUUAUACCAUUCCACCACGUAAAGCCUCGGCCAUUGUACUCUCUCCACUUGUUGUUGGUGACUCUGUUCUUCCCCCUUCUAAUCAAGCUCGCAAUUUGGGUGUAACUUUUGAUAGUGAACUCACAAUGGUCCCUCAUGUAAAUGGCAUUUGUAAAUGUGCUUUCUUCCAUCUCACCCUUAUUGGUCGGAUAAGGAAGUACCUUGAUACAAAAUCGGCCAAGUCCUUAGUUCAUGCUCUUGUGCUUAGUAGACUUGAUUAUGCAAAUUCUCUUUUGUUUGGCCUCCCGAAAACUCUGAUGGUGAAACUGCAGCGCGUUCAGAACGCUGCUGCUAGGCUAGUUGUCGGUGCGGGUAGAUAUGAUCGAGUUUCUGAUCAUAUCAAGAACCUUCAUUGGCUGCCGGUCGAGCAGCGGGUUGUUUUCAAGACGGCGGUUUUGACGUUUCGUUGCCUGAAUGAUUCUGCCCCAGUUUAUCUGUCUGAUUUGGUCAAAUUGUACAAGCCCACACGUGAUCUUAGGUCUGAUAAUUCCCGUACCAUUGUAUCCCCACCUUUUCGACUUGCGAAGUAUGGGGGGAGGUCCUUUACAUGUGCUGCCCCGUCCAUUUGGAAUGCGCUCCCUCUUUCAGUGAGAUCUGAGACUAACCAGCGACUAUUCAAGUCUCGUCUAAAGACUCACUUAUUUUCUCUGGCUUUUCCCCGCUGAUAAAUCUGUUAAAUUGUGUGUCUAUACUUAUGAGCGUCAUUAGAUCUUUCAUUAUGGAUAGUGCGCUAUAUAAAUAUUACAAUACAAUACAAUACAAU
This is a messenger RNA of Daphnia pulex (common water flea), 3880 nucleotides long. RefSeq lists its product as uncharacterized. The transcript has 2 exons. The coding region runs from base 795 to 3782 and encodes 995 amino acids. The record is from RefSeq and is a predicted model, not a curated record. NCBI's taxonomy places the organism in Eukaryota, Metazoa, Arthropoda, Branchiopoda, Diplostraca, Daphniidae. Gene Ontology annotation, molecular function: catalytic activity.